GGAGGGAGGAGCCUGGCUUGGGCUGGGCGCGAGGCCGGCAGGGCUCUGGGUGUGGGUCGGGGCCGUGAGGCUAGGAGAGAGGGGCGUCGGGAAGGCAGGGCUCCUUAUGGAAGCCAGUGGUGUAGGAAGGCCCUGGGGAUAUAACGGGAUCGGGUGGUUCAGAGGACCAAGGUGCUAGAGCGCCCCAGGCGCGGGACCAUGCAUCGUAUAGCCGGGGAGGUGAAGAGAGACAAGAGAUGCCAGCUGCAUCUCGAGAGGAGGGACCAAGGUUAGGGAGAGCUGGUGUGGGAACGGGAAACCAGAAGGUCCGGUGUCUGGCUGCAAAUGGGAGGAGGCUCCAUGGUGGUGGCGGCGGUGGAGAGAGAAAGAAGAUGUCAGGAUACUUUCCGGGGGAGGGGAGAGGGCUGGGGAUGGUGGUGAAUGAAGAAUUGCAACAAGAUGGGGGCGCAUAUAUGAGGAAGGCAGUUGAGGAUGAAGUGGAGACGAUGUCGGAAGAGAAUGGCGAGACGUCUAAGUGCGGAGUGUGGGGAUAACAUAAAAGAGCCCUGAGUGGAAAGUGGGGAAUUGGGUUAGUGGGACUCUGGGCAAGUAUGUAGGGAGGGAACUUGAGGCCACGACAACUGUGGAGAUUUGGGAGGCCCUGAAGGGCAUCGAGUGGGGUGGAGAUCCCCCACCCCCAGGGUGUUGUGGGACCUGAGGGAGAGGAUUAAGCCAGAGCUUGAGUAGAGAGCUCUGGGAAAGAGGGAAGGGUAGAUGGGAGAAAAAUCCCGGAGGCCGCCAGGGCCUGGAAUGUGAGGUUAGAGAGGACCUAAGCUAAAAGGAGAGAAUGGACUUGGAGACGGAUUGCGGUGGGUGGGGAUGGGCGGAGGGAAUCCGGAGGAUGUCCGAGGUUCUGACCUGAGUCGGGUGGAGCUGGGUGUUGCCCAGCCCUGGUGGAGGAGUCCCAGAGAGGAGGACUGGAGUCAGUUUUCACUUUGUAGGGAGCUGCCGCUCCAGAUGCUGCUGCUGCCGCCGCGGCCACCCCACCCUCGGUCCUCCUCCCCGGAGGUCAUGGACCCACCGCCCCCCAAGACUCCCCCUUUUCCCAAGGCGGAAGGCCCCUCCUCCACUUCUUCCUCGGUGGCGGGGCCGCGACAACCGCGGCUGGGCCGCCACCUGCUCAUCGACGCCAACGGGGUCCCCUACACGUACACGGUGCAGCUGGAGGAGGAACCUCGGGGCCCGCCGCAGCGCGAGGCGACCCCGGGAGAGCCGGGUCCUCGCAAGGGCUACAGCUGCCCAGAGUGCGCUCGUGUCUUUGCCAGCCCUCUACGGCUGCAGAGCCACCGCGUGUCGCACUCGGACCUCAAGCCCUUUACAUGCGGUGCUUGCGGCAAAGCCUUCAAGCGCUCCAGCCACCUGUCGCGGCACCGCGCCACCCACCGCGCGCGCGCUGGCCCACCGCACACCUGCCCGCUCUGUCCACGCCGCUUCCAGGACGCCUCCGAGCUGGCGCAGCACGUGCGCCUGCACUGAGCUCCGCGCCCUGCCCUCUCUGGGCCACCACGUCUGACCCACACAGCGUCACACCCAUACAUUCCCAGUUCUGCUGAGGUUACUGCCUUACCCUAGGCCUCAGUUUCCCCACCUGUCCCCCAAAGAGAAACAUCAUUUUGUCUUUUCUCCCGUCUAGCUGUGUGAUGUAGACCAAAGUUGUUGCCCUUCUGGGCCUGGGUGCCAGUUGGAACUGGGCUUCAGUCUGGCUGUGCUGUGUACGCCUUUGCAAGUGAUGCGACCUCUCCCGAGUCUUGGUUUUCUACUCUUCCCAAGAGGUGAGGUCCUCGUGGAAGACAUGGCAAAAGCACCAGCACGGUCUGGAUCAUCUCUGUACUUCCCUCUAAUGCCCACGACCCCUCAUUCUCUGCCCAAUAAACAUUCCGCACUUCA
Messenger RNA from Peromyscus californicus insignis, 1926 nucleotides. RefSeq names its product zinc finger protein 580 (gene Znf580). Gene Ontology annotation, biological process: regulation of transcription by RNA polymerase II. The transcript has 2 exons. The record is from RefSeq and is a predicted model, not a curated record. The coding region runs from base 859 to 1515 and encodes 218 amino acids. Lineage: Eukaryota; Metazoa; Chordata; Mammalia; Rodentia; Cricetidae. Gene Ontology annotation, molecular function: RNA polymerase II cis-regulatory region sequence-specific DNA binding; DNA-binding transcription activator activity, RNA polymerase II-specific. Gene Ontology annotation, cellular component: nucleus.